This is a messenger RNA of Aplysia californica (California sea hare), 7291 nucleotides long. Its product is annotated as far upstream element-binding protein 2. Gene Ontology annotation, molecular function: mRNA binding. Gene Ontology annotation, biological process: regulation of DNA-templated transcription. NCBI's taxonomy places the organism in Eukaryota, Metazoa, Mollusca, Gastropoda, Aplysiida, Aplysiidae. The transcript has 17 exons. The record is from RefSeq and is a predicted model, not a curated record. Gene Ontology annotation, cellular component: cytoplasm; nucleus. Bases 75 to 2231 code for a protein of 718 amino acids.
AUCAUUUAUUCGAAAGCGUGCAAGAUUCCCUCUCAGGAACGAGUCCUUUUUCCGCAACGCCAUUUUUCUUGAACAUGGCUGAUAAUCCCGGCUCUGCUCAAUUCGACGGAACAAGUGCAUUUGCUUCGGCUGUUGCUCGCGCAAGACAGAUAGCCGCAAAGAUCACUCCAGGCUCAGGGGACGCACAAGUACAAGGUAUCAAGAGACCUAUGGACGAUGGCGCCUCCUUUGGUGAGCCAGAACCAAAGAAAGUAGCUGGUGAUUCAUCAAUAGGAGCGCAGUUGAGAGCCAUUGCAGAUAGUCAACCGGGAUUUGGACAGUCAACGGAAGCUGCACGGGCUGCUCAGGAAGCGGCAGCAAGGAUUAACCGACAGUUAGGAAUCAACCCUGACCCCGGCAUGCAGCCUCAGAAGCCUGGUCCCCAUUCUGGAAUGGGCAUGGUCACCACUGAUGAGCACCGGGUGCCAGACAAAAUGGUCGGCUUGAUCAUUGGCAAGGGUGGAGAGCAAAUCACCAGAUUGCAAGCAGAGACAGGGUGUAAAGUUCAGAUUGCACCAGAUAGUGGUGGAUUGCCGGACAGACCAUGUCAACUGACUGGGACGCCAACAGCCAUCAUGUUAUGUAAACAAGCCAUGCAGCAAAUCAUAGAGCGAGGUCAAGGUGGUGGCCCUCCUAUGGGUGGUGGCAUGGAUGGCAUGGGAGAGGGAGGCACUGUGGUGGAGAUGAACAUCCCAGGCUCCAAAGUUGGCCUUAUCAUUGGCAAAGGGGGAGAGACUAUUCGUCAGUUGCAGGAACGAGCUGGCGUGAAAAUGGUGAUGAUUCAGGACAGCAAUGCACCCACAGCCCUCGACAAGCCACUGCGCAUCUCUGGGGAACCGGGCAAGUGUCAGAGAGCUAAGGAAAUGGUCAUAGACUUGCUGGCUGAGAAAGACGGUGUCCCUCGCCCUGGUGGUGGCGGUGGCGGCAACAUGUUCAACGACUUUGGCUCCCAGCAGGGCCCCAUGGGUGGUGGCGUGCCCAAUGGCAUGGAUAUUGGCGUGCCACGCCAGGGUGUUGGUCUGGUCAUUGGAAAAGGUGGAGACAUGAUCAAAAAGAUUCAAACUGAGACAGGGGCUAAAGUUCAGUUCAAACCAGACGAUGGUCAAAGCCAGGAUCGUGUUUGCUCCGUUUCUGGUCCCCCAGACAAAGUGCAGGCAGCAAUCCGCAUGAUUCAAGAAUUGCUGGGAAAAGCCAAUAUAAUGGGAGGUCAGCCUCUUCAUAAUUUUGGUGGCCCAAUGGGUCCAGGCCCGGGCAAUGAUAUGGGCAGAGGACCUGGAAAUGGCGGUCCAUUCUCCCCACCAGGGCCAGGGCGUGGUGGCAUGGGGGGUAGGUUUGACCCCAACUUCCAGGAUCAUACCAGCUUCGGAGUGCCUGCAGACAAGUGUGGACUUGUCAUUGGCAAAGGUGGUGAAACUAUCCGUGAAAUCAACCGCCAAUCUGGGGCACAUGUUGAACUUGAUCGCAACCCACCACCUAACAUGAAUGAGAAGGUCUUCAAUAUAAGAGGGAACCCGUCUCAGAUCCAACAUGCCAUUCAGCUGAUCCAGGAAAAGACGGGUCAACAAGGAGGACCCAACGACCAGCCUUUCUUCCCACAGGGACAUGGCCCAGUUGGUGGACCUGGAGGUAUGAUUGGAGGACCAGGUGGACCCAACGGCCCACCCGGAGGACCUGGUCCUCAAGGUGGACCAGGAGGACCAGGGCCCCAGGGACCAGGAGGAUAUGAGCAGUUUGGUGGACAGUUUGGACAGCCAAACCAACCCCCACAGCAGCAGUUUGGAAGUGCACCCCAAGGGUGGAAUGCGUAUGGAAACCAGUACCCUCAACAACAGAACAUGGCUAACAAGCAGUCAAAUGAUGCCAAUGCUGCUGCCUGGGCAUACUACUAUGCCACAUACGGCCAGGGACAGCCAGGCCAGCAGCCUGCAGCACCCCAACAGCCUGCAGCGCCUCAGCAGCAGCCCAUGCAGCAGCAGCAGCCUGCCCAAAUCUCUUACGCUCAACCCAGUGAGUUGAGAGUCAAUCACACGAUCAACCCCCAGACUGGCCAGCCAGACUACAGUCAAGCUUGGAUUGAAUAUUACAAGUCUCAGGGCAUGAUCCACGAGGCCCAGAUGGUACUGCAGCAGGUGGCUCAGAAUCAGGCAGCUGCUGCGGCCGCUGCACAAGGGGGACAGCCCGGACAGCCGUGAGGAAUGACUGCCACUAGACUAUGGUGUAUGGCCAUAGUGGCGGAGUCUGGCGUGACGCGUGUGGACAAAGGCUCUCUGUGGAUGGAAUGACCAAAACGGAGUGGCUGCAGCUGAGGAAUGUUCAACCAGACAAGUUGCUUUUAGGAUAGGCGAUAGUUUUUAUGUGUAUUUUCCACAGCUAUGUUUCACCCCCUCCCCCGUCCCCCUGUCUUGGUGGUUUGUCUGUGUGCUGUCCUGGUCACUGUGGGACAUCUUUGCAUCAUUGGUGUCUGCAAUGUUGUGGUUGUUCAGUGUACCGUAGGCAGUCUAGCACAUGUAGGAAGAAGUCAGUGGUCAAUGGGGCAGUGACAGUAUCGGAACAGGUGCUGUCACUUACUAUUGUCCCACACCAGAGGCUUGUCCCAUGACCUGCAUCAGGACCACACUGGCACACAGUACACGGCCAACUCCCCAAACUAACACAUCCUCACAUGUGUGAAUAAAUAUGAUAGAUAUUUUACGGGUGACUCACUAUUGUCUUGAAAUUUAUCCAGGGGACUUACUAGUGUUUUCUGUUUGGUAGUACAAGACAUGCCUUGUAUGGAAAUUGUACAUGUUUGUUUGUGUAGUUCCCACUGUUCUCCCAGAAACCUCUCUCUUGUUACUUUUUUUUGGUGGAGAAACUGAGAGCUUUUGAAGUUGUUUUUUUUUUUUUGCACAGGCGUACACUUGUCUUCUUAUACUGAUAUGUAUUUGGAUUUAUCGAAUAGCUCAGAGUAUAUUCAUCUAAACUGAUGAAAUUGUUUGCACCUUGUGGGGUUAUGUCAGGGAAAAUGUUCCAUACCAAUUUGUGGGUAGACCUGAUGAAGCAGUGCGAAUGGCUGUCGACCUUGUUUGUUCUUUGAAACAAUGAGCUAAGAGAUUAGCGUUUGUACAUAGCAGCUUAAGAUGACUGAGCCAGAACCUCCUUAGUGCCGCGGAAUGCAGUGGGUUUGUGUGUCACUAGUUCUAGCUUCCCAUGGUAUGCACCACAUUCCAGUUGCUAUGGUGUGUUGUGCGCAUUAUGAUGUCUUCUAGACAUUGGGUUUCUUGGAUGGUAUAUUUUCUAUUUUCCCCUGCCAAUUGAAGUAGAACACGUGUAUUCUGAACUAUUUCAAUCAGGUUAUUAUUCCUUCUUAUGGUGUUGGUCUUGUGUGCUCCACUUGUCCCAGCCCGUGUCCAGUGUAUCGUAUUUGUAUGCCUAUUCGUAGUAGUUUCGAUAUUUAUUGUGCUAUGUUGUUGCCGUGUGUGGAUUUUCACCAGCUCUAGAGAUGGUUGCAAAGCAAUAGGUGUAAAAAUAUUCUGUAAAAGCAGGAACGUUUGCGGGAGUGUGUGUGUGUACAUGUUGUCAAGAGUGCAGCAUUCUUUUGUCCUUGUUUUUAGUUGACGUUUCCCCUUCUCCGUUUAUGAAAAGAUGUAAGUUCAUGUCUCCUGGUAUGGUUCACCAAUUGUAUUUCUUUAUGAUGACUACAUUGAGAGAAUUAAUGGCAUAUGGAUGACCCUGUUCUCUUAUAGCUUGUUACUACUGGAUUAGAAAAUAAUGAUGACGUUGCUAGACUACAGUUGUACCAAUGCUUGCAUUUUGUACAUAGAGAAAUACAAGUGUCUUUCCCUCCAGUUACUAAGAUAAUGUAUGAUUUGAAUGAGCAUUGCUACCAAUUUCAUACAUAUUCCUGAAAAACAUUAGUGAUGGCAAACUAAGACAGAAAAAGAACAGUAUUAUUCCAUUAUCAUUAUUUAAAAUGUUUUGUUUUUUAAGUUAGAAAAAUUCAUGUUGACAAUGAUGAUCUGAAUUUUUAUAAUGCUUGCUUUGUUUACCUUUUUAAGCAAAACAAAAACUAUUGAUGAAAACCAUUUGAGGUUAUGAACAUAUCGUAUAAUGUUAUGUUUCAGAUGUCAUAACUAAUAAUACAAUGCUUAUUGAGAAUGCCAAAGUAUCCUUCUCUUAAUAAUGUUUUAUACUUGUUCCUGAUCUUGAUGGUGAAAAAACUGUAAGAAUUUCUGUUCUGCUGUAAAUGCAGUGUUUUUCUUUGAUGCCUAUGAGAAUAGCUGUAUGAUUUCCUUUUUCUCCUUGCAAUGGUACAUCUCCAGUACAACUAUGCCAAGCACACAUCAUUACUUCUAUUUCACUCUUAUCUGUUGAGUUUUUAUGUUCUUUUACUUCCAAAGUAUGUCAUGUUUGCUAGCGGUGACUUCACCUGAUUUCUGUCAUAUGUUGCCUGUGUUUGGCUUGAUUACAUCUAUGGAUUUUAUUUUUCUCUUAUUUCAUGUUGUUACCUGAAUUUUGUUCCGUCUCCGUGUGUUGCCUUUGUCUGUGUAGUCUUGUAGAGCAACAGCUGGCAGGGCAGGGUGGUUCUGACUUAGUGCACGUGAGAUGCGAGUUGUUCCUCUGUCAAGGGGAAGUAGGGCAAUCAUCAUGUUCCUCUAACUAGUCAUGUUUGUUGACUCUUCGUUGAGAGAACGGAUCAGCAGGCACUGCGGCCCCAGCCUCCACUCUUGUAUUUCUUAUGUGACUGUCGUGGUUUGAUGAAGACGUGGAAACAUUCUGAUGUCAUGUAUAAUUUCUCAAAUGUGAUGAAGAUAUUAUGUAGGUAAAACAAAGAUUCAUCCUGUUCUUUUUUGGUUGGUUUUUUUAUUUUAAUUUUUUGUUUUAAAUAUGACACAUGCAUCUGUAAUCUUUUAAUGCAUUCUAUUUGACAUUUGAGUAUGUGCCAUUCUUGAAAUUGGAGAUAAGAAAAAGUAAUCAUUCCUUGUAGUGUUAUCCCUCUCCCCACUUAACUGGAUAAUAAUAUGACUUUGCUUUCACAAUUAUUCUUGUGGGGAUAUGUCCUACAUGAUGUAAAAAGAAAAGUAUACAAAUGCUGUAAAGCAACUAAGAUUGUCUCAAUUUGCUCUUGCUAUGAAAAAAGACCCAUGGAUUGUUGAUGAAACUAUUUUUUACUAUUUUUAUUUCAUUAUUGACAUGUACCCUGUUACAAGCUGUGAUCCAAUCACAUGAUGUCAACUAUAGUCUAUGUACUGAUAUGCCAUCUAUUUUUAUGUAGUAAUUUAGCUGAAAUUGCCCAGUCACUUGAGUUUUAUUGAGUCAUCUUGUCACUUUCUAGCAAUAUCAUGCAUACAGAUUUUUUAUGACCUCAAAGCUUGACUUUUUUUUCCUUAAUGCCUUGAAACGUAAGUGAAUUUGAUAAUGCAUAUUAUAGACCAUGUCUUAGUUGAAUUGAACUAAGAGAAAACAAACAAACACAUGUUUUGACUUGCUCAGAUAUGUAUUGCUAUAAGAUGUAAAUUUAGAGUACGGUACACAUAGGUUUUCCCACGUUAUUGAAUACUCAUAAUUUUUGACUAUUUUUUUAUCCUCUUUAAUUUGUUAUUCAGCAAGUUUGGUUUCUAUUGUUUUUCUGCUCUUGUGUAUUAUAGAUGUACCUCAUUCCUCAAUGGACAGGACACCAAAGCCGGGUAGCAGCUUGUCAGUUGUUGUUGUGUUGGCUCUGCAGGAAAAUGUUUGCCGCAAUUUUAUUGUUCUUUGAAGCCUUUUCAACAUCGCUUUCCUUUCACACAUGUGAUCAUGACAUAGAUUGAUUAUUAUGAAUUCUGGCUUAUUUUUUCUGUCUUUUUUUAAUCAUGUGGAUGUAUAUUUUUAGUGCCCUGUUCUCUUGAAAUUAGGAAACUUAAAUUCAUGCCGUAGAAUUGCCAAUUUCUUGUGGUAUAUUGUUUUAAUAAUGAUUUGAUGAAAAACUAUUCCAGCUCAACAUGAAUUUAAUGUGCACAAGGCCAAUCUUCUCAUUUCCACAUUUGUACGACUAUAUUAUGAGAUAAACCGAUGCUCAAACACACAUACAUAGUACCGUAGAUCUGUGUUUUCUUUGGCAGACACAGACACGCACCCACAGCAGUUACUUACUAGGUCUUUACCGAUAGACUAUACAGCCAUUGCACAUUGUUCCAUUUUGUCACAUUAAUUUUCAGUUUCUUCAUUUAUCCCCUCUCCCCCUCCCCUAUUUUUUUCAUUAUGUCAAGAUCUCUUUGAGAAACCUGGGUGCAAAUUAUCCUGUGACACACACACACUUAUUCUGAGACAUUUCGUAAACAAUGACUUUUUCAAGCGAGAAGCAAUGCUGUUGGUGAGAGGAUGUUAGCCCACUGUCUGGCCAGAAGAUCUCAGUGGCUCUGUGGUAGGCUACUUGUUCAUGUUCUAGUUGUUCCUGUGACAGGUUGGUUUGUUUGUUUUUUUCUUUGGAAUGCUGAGCAUGUGUUGCUAGUUGUAUGCAGUGAGUGAGAGAGUGUGUGAGAAAGGCUCUGGUUGACUUGCUAUUGGGCAACCCUUCAGCUGGUGAGGAGAGCCCCUGUGCUCCUCGUGACUGGGAACCAAGUUUUUAUUUUUCUUAUGUUUGUGUUUUUCCUAUCUCUCUCUCUUUGUGCUAUGGUCUCUUGUACAAACAGUCUUGUCAUGCUGUUCAAUAACUCUCCUACUAGCCUUUUUGUUGUUGUUGUAUUCUCCCACACAACAAAGUUUCUAGUGUUGUAUUGCAUUGAUAUAUUCUUAUCAUAACUGUUUGAUCAUUACUCAAGUGAUUAAAGCGUACUGUUGAGCACUUUCUAUGUAACAAGAAGUUAUGUUUGUCUUUUUACAUUAUUGUUCCAUUUAUUCUUCAUUGAUUGUACCGGAUUAUCAUUUUCCUUGCCGUUGCUGCAAUUUCACCUGUCAGAAGUGAAUACUUUUCAAAGAUAGUUAAAAUUUUAAAUCAACUCUGCUUAAAUGACACACUGUAUUGUAUGCUUUUGAUAUGGUAUAGAAUUUUAUACUAAUUGUAAAUUAGUUUUAGUUUGAUUUUUGCCCUUGCUUGAUUUUUUUGUCCUUGUGUUCAAUAGCAAAAAAUGUUUUCCCCGACUAUUUAACUUUGUAUUCUUACUGGCCUUGGUAAUCACGUGUGUAUUGGUAUGAUUAAUUCAGUCAAGUUUUCUCAUUACGAUUAAUAAAGCAUUGUUACUGAAUCUUUGGUUUUUAAAUGUAUAUUACAACAGUAAAUUUCUAUGGAAAACAG